UCCGGGGCCCCUGGAGCCUCCCCGGCCGCCGCCGCCGCCCGCCGCCGCCGCCAUCCGCGUCCUGAAGAGGAAUAUGAAACGCAGCGGAAGCAGAAACUGUUUGAACAGAAGAAGUAGGUUUGGCUCCCGAGAGAGAGAUUGGCUGAAAGAGGACGUGAAAAGAGGCUGUGUCUACCUUUAUGGCGCGGACUCUGCCUCUACGAUGGCCACGGCUGCGGCCACCUCAUCUGCUGACUUACAUCUGGUCCUUUGCACGGUUGAAACACCAGCAUCAGAGAUCUGCACUGGAGAGGGGAGGGAGAGCCUCUUCUUACAGCUUCACGGAGACCUGGUCAGGAGGCUGGAACCAACUGAAAGACCCCUACAGAUUGUUUAUGAGUAUUUGGCCAGACUGGGAUUUGAGGAUCCUGUGCGCAUUCAAGAGGAAGCAACAAAUCCUGACCUUAGUUGCAUGAUUCGCUUUUACAAUGAAAAGCCCUGUCAGGUGGAUCAAUUAGACAGAAUCCUGCUCUCUGGGAUCUAUAAUGUGCGCAAGGGGAAGACCCAGCUGCAUAAGUGGGCAGAACGUGUGGUUGUCCUCUGUGGCACCUGUCUGAUCGUGUCCUCGGUGAAAGACUGCCAGACCGGAAAGAUGCAUAUUCUGCCUCUUGUUGGAGGAAAGGUAGAAGAAGUGAAAAGGAGGCAGCAUUCCCUGGCUUUCAGUUCAGCUGGAGCACAGGCCCAGACGUAUCACAUCUGCUUUGAGUCAUUGGCAGAAUACCAGAGAUGGCACCGGCAAGCAUCAAAGGUGGUGUCUCAGCGAAUUAGUACCGUCGAUCUCUCGUGUUAUAGCCUCGAGGAGGUUCCUGAGCACCUCUUCUAUAGUCAAGACAUCACCUACCUCAAUUUGCGACACAACUUCAUGCAGCUAGAAAGACCAGGAGGCCUUGACUGUCUCCACAGGUUUUCUCAGCUCAAGGGCCUGAAUCUGUCCCACAAUAGACUCGGGCAGUUUCCCGUACUGCUGUGUGAGAUCUCCACUCUGCUGGAACUCAAUCUUUCCUGUAAUGGACUUUACGAACUGCCAGCUCAGAUCGGCAAUCUGCUCAAUCUUCAGACUCUCUGUCUUGACGGCAACUUUCUCACUACUUUACCUGACGAAUUGGGAAACCUGCAGCAACUUUCGUCCCUUGGGCUUUCCUUCAAUAACUUCAGCCAAGUUCCUGGAGUCUACGAGAAACUCACUACAUUAGAUAAACUGGCUCUGGCAGGGAACCAACUGGAGAGCCUAGAUCUGGGGAUACUGAACAGGUUGAGCCAUUUGAAACAUGUUGAUCUAAGAAUGAACCAUUUGAGAAGGAUAGUUGCCGACAACCUGGAGGGGAAUAAGCAUAUUACCCACGUGGACUUGCGUGACAAUCAGUUAACUGACCUGGAUCUCAGCUCCUUGGGCAGCUUGGACCAGCUGCAUUGUGAACGGAACCAGCUGCGGGAGCUGACAUUGAGUGGUUACUCCCUCCGGGCCCUCUAUGCCAGUUCUAACAGGCUGACAGCAGUGAAUGUUUAUCCAGUUCCUAGCCUGCUGACCUGUCUAGAACUCUCUCGGAACCUCCUUGAGUGUGUCCCUGACUGGGCCUGUGAAGCAAAGAAGAUUGAGAUAUUAGAUGUGAGCUAUAAUCUCCUCACCGAGAUCCCUGUGAGACUCCUCACUAGCCUGAGUCUCAGGAAGCUGAUGGUGGGACACAACCAUAUUCAGAACCUUCCAGCCCUGCUGGAGCACAUUCCUCUAGAGGUGCUGGAUCUUCAGCAUAACUUGCUUACCCGGCUUCCAGAAGCCCUCUUCACCAAGGCCCUAAAUCUCAGGUUCUUGAAUGCGUCUGCAAAUAGUCUAGAGUUCUUGCCGUCGGCUUGCAGUGGGGAGGAAAGUCUGAGUAUGCUGCAACUUCUGUAUCUGACCAAUAAUAACCUGACAGAUCAAUGCAUCCCUGCACUGGUGGGGCACCCACACCUCCGCAUCUUGCACCUCGCUAACAACCAAUUACAGACCUUCCCAGCAAGCAAACUCAAUAAACUGGAGCAGUUGGAGGAGCUGAACUUGAGUGGCAACAAGCUAAAAACUAUUCCCACAACAAUAGCAAACUGUAAACAGCUGCACACACUUGUUGCACACUCCAACAACAUCAGCAUAUUCCCAGAGAUCCUACAUUUGCCCCAGAUCCAGUUUGUAGAUUUGAGCUGCAAUGACUUGACUGAAAUCCUGAUUCCUGAGGCUCUUCCUGCCACUCUCCAGGACCUAGAUCUGACUGGAAAUACCAAUCUGGUUCUGGAACACAAAACACUAGACAUCUUCAGCCAUAUCACAACUCUGAAAAUUGAUCAGAAACCCUUGCCAACAGCUGAUUCUUCAGUCGGAUCAACCUUCUGGAGUCAUGGACUGGCAGAGAUGGCUGGUCAGAGGAAUAAGCUUUGUGUAUCUGCCCUUGCUGUGGAUAACUUUGCAGAGGGUGUGGAGGCCGUGUAUGCCAUGUUUGAUGGGGACCGAAAUGAGGAAUUGCCCCGCCUCCUGCAGUGUACGAUGGCGGAUGUGCUCUUAGAAGAAGUGCAGCAGUCAACAACUGAUACAGUUUUCAUGACGAAUACGUUUUUGGUGUCUCACAGAAAACUGGGUAUGGCUGGCCAGAAGCUGGGCUCCUCUGCUCUCCUGUGUUACAUUCGACACGACGCUACCGAUCCAGCAAGUGGCUUCACCCUGACGCUGGCCAACGUGGGCUCGUGUCAGGCAGUUCUGUGCCGCAAUGGGCAACCGCUGCCCCUCUCCAAAGUCUUCAGUUUGGAACAGUGCCCAGAGGAGGCCAGAAGAGUUAAGGACCAAAAAGCCAUCAUAACUGAGGACAAUAAAGUAAAUGGAGUGACCUGCUGUACCCGGAUGUUGGGUUGUACGUACCUGUACCCCUGGAUCCUCCCCAAGCCCCACAUCUAUUCCAUCCCCCUCACGGUGCAAGAUGAGCUGUUGGUCUUGGGGAACAGAGCCCUGUGGGAGCAUCUGUCGUUCGCGGAAGCCGUCGCGGCCGUGCGCCACGUGCACGACCCGUUGGCGGCCGCCAAGAAGGUGUGCACCCUGGCCCAGAGUUACGGUUGUCAGGAUAACGUCGGGGCGAUGGUGAUCUGCUUGAACAUCGGGGAGGAUGGCUGCACCUGUGAAGCGAAUGGACUCCCCCUCCCGGGCCCCGGGGGGUUCGCCCCCACCCCCGCCGCCGUCAAGGACCCUCCCAAGCCGACCACCCCUUCCUCCAGCAGCGGCAUCGCCUCGGAGUUUAGCAGUGAAAUGUCCGCCUCCGAGGUGAGCAGCGAGGUGGGCUCCACCGCCUCCGACGAGCACAACGCCACCGGCCUAGAGGCGGGCUUGCUGAUGAGGCCAGAGAGACGUUGCAGCCUCCAUCCUGUGCCCACCUCUGGGCUCUUUCAGCGCCAGCCUUCUUGCGCCACUUUCUCGAGUAACCAGUCGGACAACGGCUUGGACAGCGAUGACGACCAGCCGGUCGAAGGGGUCAUAACGAAUGGCAGCAAGGUGGAGGUGGAAGUGGAUAUCCAUUGCUGUAAAGGAAAGGGUCUCGAACCGUCCUCGCCCACGGUUGAAGAGGGGUCUCCUGCUCUGGGCCCAGGCCUAGAGGAAGAUUCUGGAGGUGGGGGGAGGCUGCUUGGGAUCAGGAGGCAGAAUAGCGUCAACAGUGCCAGUCACCUCCUGCCAGUCACCAAGGAGAAGACUGAAUUACAGAAAUCGCCCUCCACUUCCUGUCUGUACGGGAAGAAGCUCUCCAACGGCUCCAUAGUGCCCCUGGAAGAUAGCCUCAACCUAAUCGAGGUGGCUACAGAAGCUCCUAAAAAGAGAACUGGCUACUUUGCCGCUCCCUCCCAGCUGGAGCCCGAAGAUCAAUUCGUGGUCCCCCAUGACCUGGAGGAGGAAGUGAAGGAACAAAUGAAACAUCACCCGGAAAACAGACCCGAGACAGAACCCCACGAAGAGGAUCGGACUGACCGUCGUGAAGAAUUUGACACCGCUUUAUAAUUCCCCUAGGAGAGUUGUCGCGGCAUCUCUCUCCUCUGUAAUGUAGGGACCGGCGGCCCCCUUGAAGGAAUCAGACUCUGUAGUGAGUGAUCUUAGCGGAAUAGGAGAAGGCACCCAGAGCGGCCAAGUGAGAGCUGCUUGGUUCCUGCUCUGGGGACCAAGUAACUUCGCUCAGUAGUGGGUUUCACGCUUACCUGACACUGGGAUUCCCAGUGAUGCUGGGCAGAAGACAGGCCCCGUUCGGCCUCCGGCCGGCCACCCACCGUUAACUUUUUCUUUCUUGGGAUAAUUUUGAGAAUUCGCCCGCCGGGGCGGGGAAAAGUAUUUGUCUCUGUGGAGGAAGUGGCUAAAGGUUGAUUCUCUUAAUGAUCACUCCUAAAGGAUCUUUUGUGACACACAGCUCUUACCGGGUAAAGUGUCAGGACUCAGCCUAACUCCGAUGCGAUGUGACUAGUCACAUGGCUUUAUUAUUCUUCUCUAAGAGAACACAGCCUAGCAAAAUGAAGCUUACUGGAAAUGCAGAGCCAAUCGAACUGAUUUCUGUAUGUACUGUAAAGGAAGCACUUUUCAUUGACUGUGAAAUUUUAUUUUUGAAUCUGCACUCGAGCCAAUCUUCUUAGAAGCAGCCCGACCCCUCUGUUCUUUGAAUUGGGCCCAGCCGACGGUGUGGGCGCCUUCACGUGGGCACCCGGGCACUGGAGUCCGAACUCCCUUCCCGACAGUCCCAGCAAGAGCUGGAAGGAGUCGGGCAUCAGUGCCCGCCAGGCAGGAGAGGAGUAGAGGCUGGUCUUAUUGGGGGAUAAAGAGUGUGGGAUGGGAGCUGGGGGAGGGGAGCUGGGGGGAAGGAGUGUUCCAAAAAACAGGAGGGGUGGGGAGGGGGUCAGAGACCUCUAGUGAGUCUGGCUAGGAAUAUUUGAGAUAGAGCAGUUCCCGGCAUGCUUCCAGGGGAGCAUCUGGGGGUUGGAGUCAUUCAGGCAUAUAGCGUAGGCCAGGGAAGUAGCCGUCCCCCUCUCUAGGGGCCGGGGCCAGGGACUGCCUGCUCACACCCAGGAAAUCGGAGCCAUCGGAGCCGUCUCUUACAGAUGGAGGCAGAGUAGCUCGAUCGGGUUCCCUGGGUUGAAGUGCUUUGUUUUCUUCCCGACUAGGUCAGAGAGAUUUUUCUCUCCCCUCUCACCCUCAAAAAAAAAAAACCCACCAAAAAACCCCCAAUAACCGGGAUUGGGUUUUGUCUCGAUUCUUUUUCUUUUUCUCUUUUCUAGAUCACAAAAACUUAAUAAGGAUAAUAAUGAAGUUUGCUAUUCUGAAAUCAGUACUGAUCUGCCAAACAUGUUCUCGAUGAGUCCUGGACUCCUUUACGGAUACGGGAUUUUUAUUUAAUUACAGACAUUUCCAGGCAAACAGAAACUCCAGUUUUCUGUGUGUUUGCACAUCCCUUCUCGCUACAUGGCCCUGUCAAAAUGCGUUUCCUUGCACAUUCUGCUUUGUGGCCUUUUUAAAGGUAGUAGAGUUGUCCUUCAGUUUGAGAGUUUACUUGGAAGAGUUAAAUCCUUGAAGUUCAUUCAAAAGCUUUCUCUGGUUUAAUCUUCUGGGGAAUGUGCUUUAUAUUCUUUGAGCAAGGGUGCAGUCCCAAAAGAAAACUGGGUGGAAUCAUGAAGCAUUCGCUUGAUCGGGACACAAGUAUUAGAGAUCAGUUUGCCAAAUACGAAACUCAUGCGUCAGAUUUUUUUCAUCAAAAACAAAAGAGAAAUGGGAGCAAACCAGUGAACCAAAUGACUGAAAGUCUUGUUGCCAAACUCCACAUUUUAGAUUCUAGUCUGAGGCCCUCCACAAGGAUGUGGCAGGUCUUAAGGUCUUCGGGGAUCCUGUACCAGUUCAGGGAUUGUCUAAUGUAAAUCUCCUCAGGAGUCUAAAUUUGAGUCCUUGCACUGUUAGGAGAAUUUCAAAUUCUCUGUCGAACUACUAGCCUGCUUGCCGAGCAGGUUGCCGGCUCCGGCCUUUGAUCCGAAGCUUCGGGGCUUGUGGAGAAUCACGGAGAGACGUGUCCGGAUGAGGUGCAGUUAGACGGCAAUUCGCCAGUGUGAGGGGGUGCCAGUUUCAGAAAUCAGAGCGUAAAUAUGGGAAAGGGACGGAAAACAGGGUGGUGAGGAGCAGCUUCAGUUCAUGCCUCAGCGCAUUUUAGAAGAUUGGCAUCAGAGAACAAAGUGGUUUAACUGGGGAAGGUUAACUACUGUACUAUAUUGUGUGAAUAAGGCUAACUCACCCGUAACCCUUCUUCCCCAGGGAUGUGUGGCUUACCGAUUCACCCACUUAAAUAUCCUUUCCGGGUUUCCUUUUUCCAAAUCCUCCAGCAUCCAGAGAAAAGGCAACUCCUUUCAUGUGCUAACUAAACCUGUCUACUGACAAUUGAACUCCCGUUUUUUGUUGUUGUUGUUUUUUCCACCGAGCUUCUUGUCCAUUUGAUUGUACGGCUGAAAUCUAUCGGACCGGCUGCGGCGGCCGGGAGAAGGCUCUCGCUAAGUGAGAUCCUGGUGGAAACUUACAGACUGUGGUGUGAUCCCACAGGAGUUGUCAUAUGAGAUCAGGCAGUUGGGUUAGCCCGGCCUCCAGCGGUCCCUGCUGCCUUACUCCAAGAGGAAGAGAACACUCCCCUUGGCCCGCGUCUCACCCUUUAGCCCAUCCUUGCUCUGAGUCCCAGGUCUGCCGGGCCAUCUUAUCUGUGUGGUUGUAAAGGAGGUGGAAGUCGAAUGUUGCUGAGCUUGAGGUUCUGGAUGUAGGAGACACCCCAACAAGAUGAAAGUGCUUAACCCCGGGCGGCCGUUGUAUUCGUUCCCCCGCUUUGACCCACAAUCGGAAUUCGAAUUGAUGUGGAGUUGGCCUGCAGUGGGCGGGCAUAAAGCUAACAGUGCUGCUAAAGGGUCAGUAUAUUACCACUUACACAGUUGGGGGGUGGAAGGAGGGGCAGGGGUGUGCGUGCAUGAGAGCGAUAGAGUGGUGUAUUCAUUUCCUCUGUCUAUGAGGUGGUGCAGAUAGGAGCAGCUUGAUGAGCACUGGUGCUAUUAGGGUAGUCCGAAUGCAGUUGCUGCUAUUUUCCAGAAAGCGGGGGCCUGUUAGGAGUCAAUCUAGGGCCAAUUUAACAACUCUCUUUUCUCUUCUCGGAGUCACUCAGCAAAGAAAGGUACUCAUCAGCCCUGUGCUUAUCUUUCUCUGUUCAAUGAUUCUCCCAACGGAAGAAACCUCGGUGAGUGACUAGGUGAAAUCCGUGAUGUCGGAAACUGAUAAAUAUAUCAAGUGUUAAACAGCCUCUGAGUCGUCGGUGCUCGGAACAGGCCGAGACUUGCCUCACCCACCAAACCCCAACCCCAACUGGAUUCUUUCAGCCUCCCGAGGGCACGGAGGUGAGUGGAGUUUUCAUUGCAGUCGGUGGCUUUGGCCCACAAAUAAAUUAACUUCCUGCUUGGGAAGAGAGGCUACACCAAGAACUGCACCGAUUCUCUCGUUUGCCGAACGUCGUCCCGUACGAGCUCCUGGACCCUAGAACUUUUAUGCACUUCUGCUGGAUUCUGUAGGGUUUUCCCUCUCUCUCUCUCUCUCUCUCUCUCUCUCUUUCUUUCUGUUGCCAACGGACAUCACCCGAGCAAUGGGUUCACAUCUUAUGGUUUUGUGCAAUCAUUGUCCUAGUCUUAAGACUCAUAGUGUAUUUUUGAUAUUUUUGAAAUGUGUUAAAUUUUUUAACUCAAUAAUUACAUGAGCCAGAGCAUGUUGCCGCAGAUUUAUUGUUUGUAAUAAAAUAAAAUAAACUAAAAUAAAAUGUAGUAUCUUUUUCA
Molecule: messenger RNA, 7869 nt
Organism: Ornithorhynchus anatinus (platypus)
Lineage: Eukaryota; Metazoa; Chordata; Mammalia; Monotremata; Ornithorhynchidae
Gene: PHLPP2
Product: PH domain and leucine rich repeat protein phosphatase 2
Exons: 19
Coding region: 74-4045 (1323 amino acids)
Molecular function (GO): protein binding
Source: RefSeq, a predicted model, not a curated record